This is a messenger RNA of Rubroshorea leprosula, 1783 nucleotides long. NCBI's taxonomy places the organism in Eukaryota, Viridiplantae, Streptophyta, Magnoliopsida, Malvales, Dipterocarpaceae. The record is from the annotation of a GenBank genome assembly.
AAAGUUAAAGAAUCUCUAAUUCUAUAUAACUCUAAAGAUGGCAAUUUUUUCCGUGAUCCACGGAGCUUCGCGAAAAUACCCGCCACGGGGAUGGAGAUUCUCAAAAUAUUCCUAUCCGUAUGGCGGGGAUGGAGGUUCUGACAAUAAUGGGAAUUUCUUCAAUCUAUUUGAGGAGUUGGAGGAGAAUGAUAAUGAGGAUGAUGAGUCUGAGCACCUGGUUUGGUACUUGAUCCGCACCGAGGUGAAUUCUGACAAAGCAUUGGAGACUAAGACACAGUUCUUGGGCCAGUUCAAAUUUGAAUGCUUUUUGCAGAACAUUAUGGAUUUGUUGACACGGUGCUAUUUGUUUGGUUUGUAUGAGUGUCGUAAUUUUGAGUGGAAGCCGUGCGAGUUGCGGGACAGGGUGCAGUCUUUGGUGGUGAAGGGUUGCCAGACUUUGAUGGGUAAGCAGUCCGAUGAACCCCUUAAGGUUCGCACUCUUGAAGAGAAUGCUUCCUCUGUCGUUUGCAUCUCCAAUUCCAAAGGCUCAGGAUCAGGUUUUGUGUGGGACGAUUUGGGUCACAUUGUCACCAAUUACCAUGUGAUUGAUGGUGCUUCUGAUCAUAAGGUCACUUUUGAUGACAAUUCUACAUGUAAAGCUGUGUUUGUUGGAUUUGACGAGGACAAGGAUAUUGCUGUUUUGCUUGAAGUUAGUGAGUUAAUUGUUAGCAAUUGGUCUUCAGACGGGGUGAACAUUCCAUCCCCUCAAAUGAGACGCGCGGCCAUCAGUCCGCUUUUUGGUAGAGUUUACGACGGUGGUGAAGUUCAAAACUUCGACCACCUCACCGAAGCACUUAAGCAUUCUUUUACUGAUUCCUUUCUCCAUAUCUACCUUGAUUUGGAUGACUCUAUGAACUUGGACUCUAUUGGUGAAAUUCCUAUUGAAAUUGAAAUUCUUAAGGUGGUGAAAUCUAUGAAACCUUUUAAAGCUCCUAGUCUUGAUGGUACUCACCCUUUCUUUUAUCAAGGCUACUGGCCAUCGGUUAAGGAUAAAGUUUGUCGAGAUGUUAAGGAUAUUUUUUGCACUGGAGUAAGCCUUAACAAAUGGAAUGAGUGUCUCUUGGCACUCAUUCCUAAAGUCAAGUCUCCAGAAAUUAUUCAACAAUUCAAACCUAUUGGCCUUUGCAACACAUCCUACAAGAUUGUCUCUAAAAUUCUUGUCAAUAGACUCAAACUGUGGAUGGAUAAACUUAUGUCCCCUUGCCAAUCUAACUUUAUCUUUGGUAGACAGGGAAUGGAUAAUGUUAUCAUCCUCCAAGAGCUUGUCUAUUCUUUUGCAAAGAAACCUUGUAAGUCAUGGGAUAUGAUUUGUAAACUGGAUCUUCAGAAGGCCUAUGAUAUAUUAGAAUGGAGCUUUAUCAAGGAAGCCCUUAGUUUCUUUCAGUUCCCUAUGAAAAUUAUUGAUUUGAUCAUGUCUAUAGUUAGCUUCUUGUCUAUCUCAAUCCUUGUUAAUAUUGAUAAGACAGAGAGUUUUCUUCCUUCCAGAGGGAUCCACUAAGGGGAUCCCCUUUCAUCUUGUCUCCUCAUCAUCUGCAUGGAAUUCUUUCUCUUAAAAUCUCAGUUGAUAUGGAAUGCAAUCUUUAAAAGGAAAGUAAGGUAGGCAGAAGAGGUCCUCUCUUAUCCCAUAUUUUCUUUGCUGAUGAUCUCAUAUUUAUUGGCAAAGCUACGGUUGAGAAUUACUACUAUCUUAAAAAUCUUUUAAAAUCCCCAAUAAGCAUCCAAGGCAUAAAUAAGUUCAUAGCAA